CCCAUCUCCUCCAAGAUGAAGACAUUCGUCGCCGCUGUCUGCGCCCUCCUAGUCUGCAGCAUUUACGCUGACAAGAAGGACGAGAAGGUCGAAGCACGCGGUGGCCUCUUGGGCGCUGGUCUCGGUGGCUACGGCGCCGGUGUCGGAGGACCCGGUCUUGUCGGUGCUGGUCUCGGAGGCGUUGGUCUCGGCGGACAUGGAGGAGGCUUCCAGUCCGGCUACGGCUCUUCUGCCGGUGGCCACCAGGGUGGAUUCCAGCGUGGCGCUGGCGGGUAUAACCAGGGCUCAGGAGCAUUCGCUGGCGGUGCCUCCAACAGGAAUGUGAACGCCUACAACGACAACAAGGGCUACAGCCACAGUUCGGGCUUCUCGUCCUCUGACAGCAAGAACUUCGGCUCUGGACACAAGCAGGGAUCAUCUGGCUUCCAAGGUGGCGCUGCCGGACAGCAGGGAGGCUUCGGACAGCAGUCAUUCGGACACAACGCCGGAACCGGCUACGGUGGCGGAUACCUUGGAUAGAUAGUGUAUGCUUUACGAGAAGUGCGUCGAUGGCUUAUACCCCAGGAAGAUCGGAGGUGGAAAUAAACGGCCAUUUUUCUUGAGAACAAAUG
Messenger RNA from Rhipicephalus sanguineus (brown dog tick), 611 nucleotides. RefSeq lists its product as uncharacterized. Bases 16 to 519 code for a protein of 167 amino acids. The transcript is spliced from 3 exons. The record is from RefSeq and is a predicted model, not a curated record. Lineage: Eukaryota; Metazoa; Arthropoda; Arachnida; Ixodida; Ixodidae.